AUGACCGGCAAAACCCAAACGAGCAACGUGACCAACAAGAAUGACCCCCGCUCGCUCAACUCUCGCGUCUUCAUCGGCAACCUCAACACGGCCAUCGUCAAGAAGACGGACAUUGAGGCGCUCUUCGCCAAGUACGGCAAGAUCGCCGGCUGCUCCGUGCACAAGGGCUACGCCUUCGUGCAGUACGUCAACGAGCGCAACGCCCGCGCCGCCGUGGCCGGCGAGUACGCGCGCGUCAUCGCCGGACAGCCUCUCGACAUCAACAUGGCCGGCGAGCCCAAACCGUACCGACCAAAAGCCGUCUCCAAGAGGCCUCUCUCGGCCGUCUACGGCAGCUACGAGUUUGACUACGAGUACUACAGAGAUGACUUUUACACCCGGCUUUUGGACUACCACGGGCGAGUGGCUCCGCCCCCACGUGCCGUCAUCCCCCUGAAGCGUUCGCGCGUGCUAGCGGCGUCCUCGCGCCGCGUCAAGGCCUCCUUCCCCGUCAAGACGUCCUCUUCGUCAUCGUCCACGUCCUCCAGACCUCCUACUUCGUCCUCCUCCUUGAAGACGGAGCAGCUGCAGACCAUCAAACGCGAGCUGACUCAGAUCAAAAGCAAGAUCGACGCCCUGCUGCUCCGUCUUGACAAAAUCGAGAGCGCGCAGCAGCGAGACGAGUCUGACGCUCAACGGAAUUACGAGGACGAGUCUGAUGCGGCGGAAAACUCUGGCGAGGAUUGUGGAGGCGGCGCGCCCACGGACGCCGAGGCCGGCGAGAUGAGCGACGGCGGCGACUACGAAGACGAAGAGGAGGAGGAAGGCGCUCAUCAUCUGAUAGAAAACCACGUUUCCGACAUCGACAACUGA
Molecule: messenger RNA, 852 nt
Organism: Nerophis lumbriciformis (worm pipefish)
Lineage: Eukaryota; Metazoa; Chordata; Actinopteri; Syngnathiformes; Syngnathidae
Source: RefSeq, a predicted model, not a curated record